CGCCUAUGUUGGAAUCUGAAUGAUGUACACAAUCGACAAUGAAGAAGAUUGAGAAGAGACCGGCCUCAUACCAUACAUGAUAACAUGUAAAAUUUGAUAAAAAAAAGUAGAGAAGAAGUUAUCGCACAACUGAACGGUGAACAACUCCUGAAAAUUGAUAUGGAAUAUUAUAAAGAAUUAUAACGAAUGAUAAAGAGCCCCCGUCCAAAAGAAAUUUUUAUUCAAGCCCUUAUCUAAUCAGCAUGCUCAAUUGUAACAAGAGGAACAUUUCAAUGUGAUUACAGAGAAUCGUUUUUCACUUGGUGUAGUUCCAUGAUUAGUAGACGAAUUCAGUCUUACAGUUUCUGUGUAAAUGAAAAGUGGGAAAAAUUGUAACAGGGAAACAUGGCCGACCAAUCAAGGAUUACCGUCAGGCGAGCUGCAAAAGAGGAUAUGGCUGAUGUUCUUCUAAUGAUUCAGGAAUUGGCAGACUUUGAAAAGAUGCCAGAUGGACCGAAACUUACGGUUGAUGAUCUCAUUCGGGACGGUGGUUUCGAUUCGAAUGACGCAAAUGGCCAUCCAUUAUUUUUCUGUUUCAUUGCUGAAGAAAUCAGCCCAACAACGAAUCGAAUCGGCGACGAUGGUAAUGUUGAUUUAACAUUAAAUCGACAGCCAAUGACCCGGAACUUGCUAAAUUCGAAAAAAUGACCAACGAACCCAGCUUAACAGUAGAAGGUAUCGCGUCCACGUUCCUAAACCAAUGCAAUUAAAUAUUGUCACGUUCAAUACAGACCUGCACAGAGACGGUGGUUUCCUGUCGUCAACUGAUCCUACAACAUUUGUGUGCUUCAUCG
Molecule: messenger RNA, 833 nt
Organism: Bradysia coprophila
Lineage: Eukaryota; Metazoa; Arthropoda; Insecta; Diptera; Sciaridae
Product: thialysine N-epsilon-acetyltransferase
Molecular function (GO): N-acetyltransferase activity
Source: RefSeq, a predicted model, not a curated record